UUUUUUCCAGAGCAAUUGAACAGAUUUGCAGGCUUUGGUAUUGGCCUUGCAAGCCUAUUUACAGAAAAUGUAUUGGCACAUCCUUGCAUUGUUCUACGUCGUCAGUGUCAGGUUAACUAUCAUGCUCGGAAUUAUCAUCUCACUCCGUUUACUAUUGUCAAUAUCAUGUACAGCAUCAAUAAGACACAGGGUCCAAGAGCUCUCUGGAAAGGAAUGGGCAGCACUUUCAUUGUUCAGGGCAUAACCCUGGGAACAGAAGGCAUCAUCAGCGAAUUUACACCUUUGCCAAGGGAGCUUUCACAUAAAUGGAACCUCAAGCAGAUAGGUGGACACCUCCUACUCAAAGGUUUAACACAUGUGAUAGCAAUGCCUUUUUAUUCUGCGAGCCUGAUUGAAACUGUGCAGAGCGAAAUAAUUCGAGAUAAUCCUGGCAUCCUGGACUGCGUGAAAGAAGGAAUCGGCAGAGUUGUAGGCAUGGGAGUACCCCAUAGCAAGCGUCUCCUUCCUCUGAUGGUCUUGACGUUUCCAACUGCUCUACAUGGAGUUCUUCACUACGUCAUCAGUUCCAUCGUCCAGAAGCUUGUUUUGUUUGUUCUGAAAAGGGAUAAUUCCCACAACCUUCCAACUGAGAGCUCCACUUCUGUGCAGAGCAUGCUGGAUGCGUAUUUUCCAGAACUUAUUGCUAGCUUUGCUGCUAGCCUUUGUGCUGAUGUCAUGCUCUACCCACUGGAGACAGUUUUACACCGCCUUCAUAUUCAAGGAACACGCACAAUAAUUGACAAUACAGACCUUGGCUAUGAAGUGCUUCCAAUCAAUACUCAGUAUGAGGGAAUGAGAGACUGCAUAAAUACUAUAAAGCGGGAGGAAGGAAUGCUAGGUUUUUAUAAAGGAUUUGGAGCUGUUGUAGUACAGUAUACCUUGCAUGUGGCAGUUUUACAGCUUACCAAAAUUAUUUACUCAACACUGCUUCAAAAUGUUUCUUAAUCUGUUCAGGUGUGGAUCUAGCGCAGUGGACAUGAUUGACUUACUAACCUUAUUGUUUAAAAUGGCUUAUAAAAUGAAGUUCGAAGAAUCUACUCUGUGGAUUCUCCUUACACUGUAAAACAACUUGUUUUAAAAAUGGGGAUAUAGAUGCCUAAGUGUAACUUAAAAAGUACUGUUUAAAUUUAAAAUUAUAGACACAAACUGAAUAUAUAGUGUGCAGUUAUACAGAAGGGAAUUGGAUUUCAAAUGUGGUUGCAGUGAAGAUUUACGUUUCCUCUUACCAGUUAACUGAUUUAAGGAAUGGAUAUGAAUUCUCAGUAUCUUCUUUAUAAACAUCAAUCUGAUAUUUAAUUUGGACUGCUAGCCAGUUCAAAGGAAUUUAUUUUCAUAAGUUGUAAGAACUUGCAAGUGUGAGACUGAUGGGUUUACUGGUCUUUUAAAAAUAUUUUCAGCUUCACUGUUAAUGGAGCUGCGAGCAAAAUAGAAACUGUAAAAGUAACUUAAGUAGACAUAAAUGUCGUAAUUUACAGGUACGUAGGAGACUUCUUACUUUGCUGCAGUGUGGCAGAAGAUGAUGAAGAAUCUUUUGCUUUGUACAAAAUAACAAAAACUUGGGUUUGAGCAAAGUUGCACAGAAUGCAGAUUUGGCUGUCUUGCAGUUUGUUUGCAAGGCUUACAGUAACUAAAAUGUGUGAAUAAAGCAAAUUAGAAAC
Molecule: messenger RNA, 1697 nt
Organism: Nipponia nippon (crested ibis)
Lineage: Eukaryota; Metazoa; Chordata; Aves; Pelecaniformes; Threskiornithidae
Source: RefSeq, a predicted model, not a curated record